UAUCAUUUUCACCAUUUUACAAGUUAAAAGGCAGUUAAUGUGCUAUGCCCAACAAUUCAAUUCUCUAACAUUCUAACCAAAAUUCUGAAACAAAAUUUCGUUGUCUUUCUUAUUGGACUAAAUGGGUCUCACCGAAGAUCAGAAAAACGCUAUGAAAGAGGCUUUCACUCUCUUUGACACUGACAGCGAUGGCAAGAUAGCUCCAACGGAGCUCGGGGUCUUAAUGAGAUCUCUGGGCGGUAACCCCACUCAAGCUAAACUCAAAGAAAUCGUGGCUCAAGAGAAGUUAACUGCACCCUUCGAUUUCUCACGCUUUUUGGGGCUAAUGGAGAAGCACUUAAAAACGGAGCCGUUCGAACAGCAGUUGCGCGAUGCGUUCAAGGUGUUGGAUAAGGAGGCGACCGGCUUUGUCUUGGUGUCGGAUCUUAAACACAUUUUGACCAGCGUCGGGGAGAAGCUGGAGCCCACAGAGUUCGAUGAUUGGAUCAAGGGAGUCGAUGUUGGCUCCGAUGGGAAGCUCAAAUACGAUGAUUUCAUUGCCAAGAUGGUUGCUAAGUGACACAAAAGAUCAUUCAAUAUUUCUUAUGUUUUGUU
Gossypium arboreum is the source of this 594-nucleotide messenger RNA. RefSeq names its product probable calcium-binding protein CML13. The transcript has a single exon. The record is from RefSeq and is a predicted model, not a curated record. Gene Ontology annotation, cellular component: myosin II complex. Gene Ontology annotation, molecular function: calcium ion binding. NCBI's taxonomy places the organism in Eukaryota, Viridiplantae, Streptophyta, Magnoliopsida, Malvales, Malvaceae. Bases 122 to 559 code for a protein of 145 amino acids.